Molecule: messenger RNA, 2328 nt
Organism: Symbiodinium necroappetens
Lineage: Eukaryota; Dinophyceae; Suessiales; Symbiodiniaceae
Source: the annotation of a GenBank genome assembly
AUGUGGCACGGGUGCCGAUGCCUGAGGGCCUUCGCAGUUUGGCCAUGGCUUGCCAGCCUUGCGCUAGCUGGCGGAGGAGCCGGCGGAGCCGGCCGCUUCAUGGCGAUGGAGGCAGCGGUGAAGAGGGCCUCGGCCCUAGCAAAGGAGCUGAAUCGGACGGAGAUCUAUGGCCUGGUGAAAGGCGUGGGAUAUCCGGACUGGACCUGGAAUCCACCCCACGGCUUCUUCGUUGGGAACACGGACCCAGUUCCCAGUAAGGGCAUCCCUUCGCUGAAUCUCCAAGACAACGGGCAAGGCUACCGAACUUUCGAGCCUCGACAAGUCCCGCAGGUGACCGCCUGGCCAUCCACGCUGGGAGUGGCUGCGACUUGGGAUCGACACCUUGGAAGAGCUUGGGGCGAAGCCUUGGGACGAGAGUUUUUUCUUAAAGGUGCGAAUGUCUUGCUCGGGCCGGGGCUCAACGUACACCGGGUUGCCCGCAACGGCCGCAACAUAGAGUAUUUGUCCGGGGAGUCGGGCUAUUUGGGAGCACAGCUUGUCCCUGGCUAUGUCGAGGGUGUGCACUCGCAGCACGUCUUGACUGUCAUGAAGCAUUUCAUUGCCAACCAUCAGGAGACGAUCCGUUCGGAUGUGGAUGCCCAGGUGGACAACCGCACUCUCUUCGAAACGUAUUACCCUCCGUUUCAGGGGGCCAUCGAUGCCGGUUGCCUUGCGACCAUGUGUGCCUACAACCUUGUGAACGGGAAGCACGCUUGUGGAAAUCCGGAGACUCUGGAAGGCCAUCUUAAGACCAACAUGCAGUACAAGGGCUGGGUCAUGAGUGACUGGUGGGCUACCCACAACUUCUCGGCUAUGGAUGGUUUGGACCAAGAGAUGCCUGGAAACUGCAUCUCGCUGAAGCCAGACUGGCAAGUCUUCUUUACGCCCGAGAACUUAGACACGCUUUCCGACGAGAAGGUUCAGGAUAUGGCGACACGAAUCCUAACAGGCAUGGUCCGCUACGGGCUCUUGGAGCACCCCGUGUGCCAGCCUGAGGGAGGCGGCUGCUUGGAGGAGCAGUUCGAUGUUGUGGCCACUAGCCCGAAGCAUCAGCAGCUUGCUCGGCGGAUGGUGGCUGACUCGGUCAUCUUGCUCAAAAACGAUGGUGAUGUGCUGCCCUUCACCCGAGACAUCAAGAAGAUUGCGCUCUUGGGUUCAGCUUGCGAUCCUCCAAAUGAUGUGGAAGCGCUGCUGAAACAGUGGGACAUGCCGAACUACUACACCUUUGGUGGCUCGGGUCGUAUAGUUCCGAACAACCCGCUAUCAAUUCUCAGAGCCGUCGAAGCAUACUGCAUCGUCUCGGGGUGCGAAGUAGUGUCUGAACUAAAUGACACAGUGCAAGAUGCCUUGAACAUUGCGGCGGAUGCUGACUUGGCCGUGAUCUGCUCGGCCACUACAUCUUCUGAGGGUUACGAUCGUUCCAGCUUGUCCGUCGAUCAGGAAGAUUAUGUCGUGAACGUUAGCACGCAGCUGAGUGGAGUGCGGAAGCUCUCCAUCAGUAUCAUUCCUGGAGCAAUCGUGCUUCCCUGGAUCGAGCAUGUGGAUGCUGCAGUGGCCAUGUUCCUGGCAGGCGAGGCAACUGGUACAGGCUUACUGGACGUGCUCGAUGGCAGAGUCACCCCGGGGGGCAAAUUGCCAGUCACUUUCCCACUCAAAGAGGAAGAUGCCAUCCAGCCUUGUGAGGAUCCCAUGUGCGAGUACACGGAGGGUCUCUUUGCCGGCUUCCCAUGGUAUGAGGACAAGGAAGUUGCUUUCCCGUUUGGGCAUGGCUUGUCAUACACGAAGUUCGACCACGAACUUACAUCGCUCGGAUCCUUCUGCGAAACCGAAGUGGGACCGCCAUCAAGGCCCAGUGGCCCUCAACACCCUGGGCUCCGGCCGCCCGGCGGUCGACCGGGAGGAAAACCGGGUGCAACACCCUCACGCCCGGGGCGACCUAGACCCCCGGGACCUCCAGACCAAGAGAGUUUGGCAUGUGCACAAGUGAAAAUUCUGAACUCUGGUGCAAGGAAAGGUACGGAGGUGGUGCAGAUGUAUUUAGGCUUUCCGGACGGCUUGGGGGAGCCGCAGAAGCUACUUCGUGGUUUCCAGAAGGUACAUCUGAAUGCCGGAAGCUCGACAGUCGUGAACCUCGAGCUGAGAGCACCGGACAUCUCUGUGUGGUCAGAGGAGGACCAGUGGCACAUCCCUGAGGGAACGUUUAAGAUUUACAUAGGGUCGUCAAGCCGAGACAUACGAGCCGAGGCAGAGUUCUCGGUGAGCGACGGCCAACUUGAAUUCGUCAGCUGA